AUGGCCGACGCCCCCGUUACCCUGCGGACGCGCAAGUUCAUCCGCAACCCUCUGCUCGGCAGAAAGCAGAUGGUCGUGGAUGUCCUCCACCCCAACCGCCCCAACGUCUCCAAGGAUGAGCUCCGUGACAAGCUGGCCGACCUCUACAAGGCCAACAAGGACCAGGUCUCCGUCUUCGGUUUCCGUACGCAAUACGGUGGUGGCAAGAGCACUGGUUUCGCUCUGGUCUACGACUCCCACGAGGCCCUGAAGAAGUUCGAGCCUCACUACCGUCUGGUCCGCAUUGGUGCCGCUGCCAAGAUCGAGAAGGCCAGCCGACAGCAGCGCAAGCAGAGAAAGAACCGCUCCAAGAAGUUCCGCGGAACUGCCAAGACCAAGGGUCCCAAGAAGAGCAAGGACUAA
This is a messenger RNA of Paecilomyces variotii, 402 nucleotides long. Its product is annotated as 40S ribosomal protein S24. Gene Ontology annotation, molecular function: structural constituent of ribosome. The transcript has 3 exons. The coding region runs from base 1 to 402 and encodes 133 amino acids. NCBI's taxonomy places the organism in Eukaryota, Fungi, Ascomycota, Eurotiomycetes, Eurotiales, Thermoascaceae. The record is from RefSeq and is a predicted model, not a curated record. Gene Ontology annotation, biological process: translation. Gene Ontology annotation, cellular component: ribosome.